Messenger RNA from Pistacia vera, 2571 nucleotides. RefSeq lists its product as uncharacterized. Lineage: Eukaryota; Viridiplantae; Streptophyta; Magnoliopsida; Sapindales; Anacardiaceae. The record is from RefSeq and is a predicted model, not a curated record. Gene Ontology annotation, molecular function: alpha-L-arabinofuranosidase activity. Gene Ontology annotation, biological process: L-arabinose metabolic process.
AUGAAGGGUUUCUGGUUCUUUACCGUUUUGGUUGUGUUUCUCUUUUACAAUGCAGCUUCAGCUAAGUUAUGUACAAACGGUUUUCUCGAGCCUUCAACACAUUUUAGAUUCGAACUCUUAACAUCCAAAAAUGAAACUGGGAAACAAGAAGUUUUCUCUCGUUACCAAAUUAAACCAGCUCAUUAUCAUCCGCAAUAUGACUCGGCGAGGAAGCUGUUGAGUGUGGAAGAUGAUGCCAACUGGGCAUCAUUAAUGUACAAGAAGCUUAAAAUUCCGCGCACGUUUCAAUCGCCUGGAAAAGAUUUUCUUGGAGAAGUCUCCUUGCAUGAUGUAAGACUGGAUCCCAAUUCAUUGCAUUGGAUUGCACAGCAAACGAAUUUGGAGUAUCUGUUGUUGCUUGAUGUUAAUAGUUUAGUUUGGAGCUUCAGAAAAACGGCUGGUUUUUACACUCCUGGAAAUCCUUAUGGAGGCUGGGAAGCACCAGAUGUUGAGCUCCGGGGUCAUUUUGUAGGGCAUUACAUGAGUGCUACAGCACAAAUGUGGGCAAGCACUCACAAUGAUACUCUCAGGGAAAAAAUGACAGCAGUGGUGUCUAUUUUAUUUGAGUGUCAGAAUAAAAUGGGAACUGGGUAUCUUUCUGCUUUUCCAACUGAGCUAUUUGAUCGUGUUGAAGCUCUAAUACCUGUUUGGGCUCCAUACUACACCAUUCACAAGAUCCUGGCGGGUUUAUUGGAUCAAUAUACUUUUGCUGGGAAUAAUCAAGCUUUAAAAAUGAGCAUAUGGAUGGUUGACUAUUUUCACAAUCGUAUUAAGAAUGUCAUAAAGGAGUUCAGUAUCGAAAGACACUUCCAGUCUCUUAAUGAAGAAUCUGGUGGCAUGAAUGAUGAGCUUUACCGGUUGUUCAGCAUCACGAAAGAUCCAAAGCACUUGCUGUUGGCUCACCUCUUUGACAAACCAUGCUUCUUGGGGUUGCUUGCUGUACAGGGUAAUGACAUUACUGGUUUCCAUGCCAACACUCAUAUCCCAGUUGUUAUUGGAGCGCAAAAGCGGUAUGAAGUCAUUGGUGAUGAACUUUCCAAGGCAAUCGGGAUGUACUUCCUGGACAUUAUCAACUCUUCUCACAGUUAUGCAACAGGAGGAACAUCAUCAGGAGAGUUCUGGCACGAUCCAGACCGAAUGGCAACCACUUUAGGCACAGAGACUGAAGAAUCAUGCACAACUUAUAACAUGCUGAAGGUCGCGCGCCACCUGUUUACAUGGACAAAUGAAAUGGCUUAUGCGGAUUAUUAUGAAGGCACCCUGACAAAUGGAGUCAUCGGUAUCCAACGAGGAAGAGAACCUGGAGUGAUGAUUUACAUGCUUCCUCUAAACCGUGGAAAUUCCAAGGCAGUAAGCUACCAUGGAUGGGGAACAAGGUUUAACUCCUUUUGGUGCUGUUAUGGCACAGGGAUUGAAUCAUUCUCUAAGUUGGGAGAUUCCAUAUAUUUUGAAGAGCAAGGAAAAGUUCCUGGCCUUUACAUCAUCCAGUUUAUAUCAAGCACAAUCAAUUGGCAACGUGGACAGUUUUCUCUCUAUCAGAAUGUUGAUCCUUACGUUUCUUGGGAUCCUUUCCUUCGAUUGACACUGACAGUCACUUCGAGAGCGGCUGACCAAUACUCCCUGAUUUUGCGGAUACCAUCUUGGACACUAUCAAGUGGUUCCAAGGCAACAUUGGAUGGCCAGAGUUUACCUGUACCAGCUCCAGGUUUAAUUUGGUAAUUUUCUACCUUUGACAAAAAAUGGAGCUCUGGUGACAAACUAACUCUUGAGCUGCCCAUCACUCUCAGGACUGAGCCUAUUAAAGAUGACCGGCCGGAAUAUGCUUCUCUUCAGGCGAUACUUUUCGGUCCUUAUCUGCUAGCCGGUCACACAAAUGGGGACUGGGACAUCAAGGCUGUUGCAGGCCAUCCUCCUUCAGAAUGGCUAAGUCCAAUACCAGCCUCAUACAAUGAUCAACUAUUUACAUUUUUCCAAGGCUCUGGAGAAUCAACUUUUGUGUUAACAAACUCAAACCAAUCAAUCACAAUGGGAAGACUCAAUGUAUCCGGCACUGAGGCUGCUCUUCAAGCCACUUUCCGAAUCAUCCUCACUGAUCCGUCCGCCAAAUUCUCAUCCAUCAAAGAAAUUAUUAGAAAAUCCAUCGCGCUAGAACCAAUUGCGUUUCCAGGAAUGCUUGUAGCGCAACUAGGAAAAGACCAUAAACUUAUUGUCCAGGAUGCCUCCAGUGCUCAGCCCUCUACUUUCAUUUUGGUUCCAGGAUUGGAUGGAAAGGACACAGUAUCCUUGGAAUCAGAAACUCAGAAGGGUUGCUUUGUAAAUAGCGGCAGGAAGUUGAAAAUAAAGCUCAGCUGCAACACAGGGUCAUCAGAUGCCAAAUUCAACAAUGCAGCUAGCUUUGUAAUGGGGAAAGGAAUGAGCGAGUAUCAUCCGAUUAGCUUUGUGGCAAAAGGAGUGAGGAGGAAUUUUCUUCUGGAACCACUGUACAACUUUAAAGAUGAGUCUUAUACAGUUUACUUCAACAUGAACCCUUGA